AUCAAUUUUCUUAUAAAUUAGAGUUCGCACUGAAAUAUAAUCAAAAUACGAUAAACAUGCAGUCAUACUUCCUAAUUGUUUUCGCGUUCUUCUACAUCGCUACCGGUCUUUCUGUACCGGAGGAGAUUGAAAAUCAGUUUCAACUUGGACCGGAAGAUAUACGGCUUUUGAACAGCAACUUGUAUGUCUUGGAUGAUGAUCAUAAUUUAGUGUCCCUUACAACGGACCUGCUUAACGCGGAAGUAAAUACAGAGUCGGAAAGAGAUACUAUGAUGGAUUUGCAUAAUCGCGUUUACUUCUAUCUUUACACUACGAAUAAUCGUAUAUAUCCUGAUGCAAUUUCCAUUAACGAUUUGGAAUCACUGAAGAAAAGUAACUUUAACUUCAACAGACCAACUCGUAUAAUUACUCACGGAUGGAUGAAUUCUCAUAAUAGCGAUUCAUGCAUAUUAAUUCGCGAUGCAUAUUUGAAUCAAGGUGAUUACAACAUUAUUGUAAUCGAUUGGAGUAAGAUCUCUAUCAACUCCUAUCUCUGGACUUCUAGACGUGUGAAGAUGAUCGGCCAAUAUGUCAGCACCAUGUUAAACUUCCUCGAAAAAGAAGGUAUGGAUUUAUCAACGACUACAAUGGUUGGUCACUCUCUCGGAGCUCACGUUGUUGGUUUGGCUGCUCGUUAUGCAAAGGGCACCGUUAAUUAUGUCAUUGGUUUGGAUCCGGCAUUACCAGGUUUUAAUGGAGCUAAAAUAGGCUCGCGUAUUUCACAAGGUGACGCUAAUUACGUCGAGAUCAUUCACACGAACGGUGGUAUCCUCGGUUAUUUAAAUUCUAUUGGUGACGUAGAUUUCUAUCCAAACGGAGGUAUAAGACAAGCAGGCUGUAUAAUUGACGUUGGUGGUGCUUGUUCGCAUUUACGGGCCUAUCAAUUUUUUGCCGAAUCAAUCAACAGCAAAGUAGGAUUCCAUGCGAAGAAAUGCAAUAGUUACUGGCGUUACAAACUUGGACUUUGCAAUAAAAAAUUAUCGUUGAUCAUGGGAGGACGUAAGAAACACUUCACGGUAAAAGGCGUAUUCUAUCUUGAUACUAAUGCGUUUUCACCCUUCGCUAGGGGUUAAUUAAAUAAUUCACUUGAUAUGUGAAGUUAUAGUUUAUUACUUGAUUGAGAAUUGUUGCGUCGAUUCUUGAAUAAUAAGAUAAUUUAAUCGAUCAGGACAAAUGAGAAAGGACGGUUCGAGAUUGAACGAAAAGAAUUAAUUAUUUUGAAAAAUGACUAUUUUAGUCUGCAAAAUAUUUGCUUCUAUAUUAGAAGUGAUUAGAAUUGAUUAGUAUACUAUUUUGAAGUGAUUAGAAAGAAUCACAAAUAAGAGAAAUAGAAGAUACAUCAAUAUAUAAAAGAUAUCUAAAGAAAGUUUCGUUGAAACAGUUGAUAAGAAAGUUUUUUUUUAUAAAAUAAUUCGAUAUGUUUUGUUUCGGUAGCUUUUCAACAAUCUACAUUAUAUUUUUGUCAAUGAUAACGAUCCAGAUCCUAUUAUCGCAUUAUUGUGUCACCUUCUUUAUGAGAGAUAUUCACAUUAUUUGUUGUUUUCUACAUUUAUAUUAGCGGAAUUGAAGAUUUCUUAACUUAACUUAAUCAAGCAAUCGAAAGAAUGCAAUUUCAAUAAGAAUUUUGCGAUUUCAUAUGCGUUUCUGUUAUUGGACGAGAUAAAAAUCUUUCUCUUCUUUAUUUGUCAAAUAAAACAUACGUCAAAUAGAAUUAUCAAUCGAAGUUUUAUAUGAAUUCCACAGUAAUAUUUGUUUCUUCUAUAUUUUUUGACCUACUUAAACCAAUGAUUAUGAAAGAUUCUUCACUUCACGUUACGAUCUGUGACGAUAUAAACUGAUAAGAUUUGUAUUUUGUAUAUACCGGAGCACCCUUGUACAAAUAAAAUUCAUAUUAAAAAAA
Vespula pensylvanica (western yellowjacket) is the source of this 1939-nucleotide messenger RNA. RefSeq names its product phospholipase A1 VesT1.02-like. Gene Ontology annotation, biological process: lipid metabolic process. The record is from RefSeq and is a predicted model, not a curated record. Bases 57 to 1112 code for a protein of 351 amino acids. Lineage: Eukaryota; Metazoa; Arthropoda; Insecta; Hymenoptera; Vespidae. The transcript is spliced from 4 exons. Gene Ontology annotation, molecular function: lipase activity.